Messenger RNA from Plectropomus leopardus (leopard coralgrouper), 1613 nucleotides. The record is from RefSeq and is a predicted model, not a curated record. NCBI's taxonomy places the organism in Eukaryota, Metazoa, Chordata, Actinopteri, Perciformes, Serranidae.
AUGCCUUCUCAAGGAAAUCCAACUUUUAUUCUCUUUUUAUCUAUCGUGUUCUUGUUGUGGAGAAUCUGUUAUGGGGGGAAGAUUUUAAUCGUUCCUUUAGAGGGAAGCCACUGGGUGAACAUGGACAUCAUGAUCAAAGCGCUCCACUCUCGAGGACACUCUGUCGAUGUGGUCCGAACCAAUCAAAGCUGGUACAUCCAGGACGGCUUUCCACACUACAAGACGAUCACAGUUCCUGUCACUGAGGCCUUUAAUCAUGACUUCAUUAACCCAAUCCUGAAAAAGAUCAUUGUUAUUGAAAGAGGAGAGAGCUCAUUUCUGAGUUUUGCUAGUUUGCAGGCUGAGAUGUUUACUGCUAUGUUUAACAUGCACAGAAUAAUGUGCAAAAUGGCUACUAACAUGCUUGGAGAUAGAGACAUGAUGAAUAGUUUGAAGGAGAAAAAAUAUGACCUUGUUCUUACUGACCCGGCAUGGGGUGCAGGUAUAUUGUUGGCUCAUGCUCUUAAGAUACCUCUGGUCUAUAAUGUACGGUGGAUAACUAGUGGAGAGGGACAUAUGGCCAUUGCACCUUCUCCUUUGUCUUAUAUCCCAGUGACCGGCUCAGGACUGUCAGACAAAAUGACCUUCAUACAAAGAAUCAAAAAUCAAAUUUUCUCUCUCAUUUGGCAAGCUCAGGAUAGAUUUUUAAUCCACCCUCAGUAUCAAUCUGUUUGUGAUAAGUUCUUUGGCCCAGAGGUCAGAUAUAGUGACUUAUUACAGGGAGCAGACCUGUGGCUGAUGAGAGUGGACUUUGUGUUUGAGUUCCCUCGUCCCACCAUGCCUAAUGUUGUCUAUAUCGGAGGGUUCCAAUGUAAACCUGCAAAACCUCUUCCCGAACACCUGGAGGAGUUUGUGCAGACUUCUGGAGAACAUGGAUUCAUCAUGAUGUCUCUGGGGACUUUUGUGAGUGAAUUUCCUGCUGACCUAACAAACUACAUCGCUGCAGCUUUCGCUAAAUUACCUCAGAAAGUCAUCUGGAGGCAUAAAGGUGAAAGACCGACCACUCUGGGCAACAACACUUUGAUAGUAGACUGGAUGCCACAGAAUGAUCUUUUAGGACAUCCCAAGAUGAAACUUUUUGUGGCUCAUGGAGGAACAAACGGCGCUCAAGAAGCUAUUUACCACGGAGUCCCAGUUGUGGGUCUGCCCUUGUUUUUUGACCAAUAUGACAACCUGCUGCGUCUGCAAGAGAGAGGAGGGGCUAAGAUCAUUACAUUAGCCUCAGUGGACAAAAACAACAACUUCCUGAAAAUCAUUCAGGAAGUCCUGAAUGAGCCCUCCUACAGGAUGAACAUGCAGAGACUCUCCAGGCUGCACAGAGAUCAGCCAAUAACCCCGUUGGAGAACGCCCUCUUCUGGUUAGAGUUUGUUAUGAGACAAAAAGGUGCAGCUCACUUGAAAGCAGCAUCCUACAAAAUGCCCUGGUAUUCCUAUCACUCUGUAGAUGUGGUUUUGUUCCUGGCUGGAGCUGUGCUGCUCGUGCUUUUCAUUAUUUUCGUUUUCAUGAGGUGUUUAUUCACUACAUUCUGUAAACGUAAAGUGAAACAUGACUAAUCAUUUCAGCACUAUAAAUU